Closterium sp. NIES-65 is the source of this 642-nucleotide messenger RNA. The record is from the annotation of a GenBank genome assembly. Lineage: Eukaryota; Viridiplantae; Streptophyta; Zygnematophyceae; Desmidiales; Closteriaceae.
AUGAUAAAAGCUAGCGGGGUGCAGGAGCGGCAGGCUAGGAGCGACAGGCUGCAGGUGUGCUGCCUGCGGGGCGCCUCCUGCGGGGCGCGCUACCCGCGGGGCGCGCUACCCGCGCGGCGCGCUGCCUACGGGGCUGGGGUGACGAGCCAGGGAGGGCGCCUGGGCGACGGGCUAGGACGGGCGCCUGGGCGACGGGCUAGGGCGCGGGCCUGGGCGACGGGCUGGGGCGGGCGCCUGGGCGACGGGCUGGGGCGGGCGCCUGGGCGACGGGCUGGGGCGGGCGCCUGGGCGACGGGCUGGGGCGGGCGCCUGAGCGACGGGCUGGGGCGGGCGCCUGGGCGACGGGCUGGGGUGGGCGCCUGGGCGACGGGCUGGGGCGGGCGCCUGGGCGACGGGCUGGGGCGGGCGCCUGGGCGACGGGCUGGGGCGGGCGCCUGGGCGACGGGCUGGGGCGGGCGCCUGGGCGACGGGCUGGGGCGGGCGCCUGGGCGACGGGCUGAGGCGGGCGCCUGGGCGACGGGCUGGGGCGGGCGCCUGGGCGACGGGCUGGGGUGGGCGCCUGGGCGACGGGCUGGGGCGGGCGCAUGGGCGACGGGCUGGGGCGGGCGCCUGGGCGACGGGCUGGGGCGGGCGCCUGGGUGA